AUGGCAACAGGAAAUGAACCAAGUUUAUGUUCAAUCUGCAAUAAAUCUUCAGCUACAUCCUUCUGUACUGGAUGUAAAAAAUACUUUUGUCGAAAAGAUUUUAAAGAACAUGAACAACAAUUAUCGAUUAAAUUUGAUAAUGAAAUAAUAAGAUCUCAUGAUGAACUUCUUGAACAAAUACAAAAAUUGGAAAAAUCAAAUUAUUUAUCAUUGGAUCUCUUUGAUCAAAUUGAACAAUGGAAAAAUGCAACAAUCAACAAAGUUAAAAAAGCAGCAGAAAAAGUUCAACAUGAACUUAUUGAAUUAAUAGAAAAACAAAGAAUAACAAUAAUAAAACAACUUGAACCAAUAACAAGAGAAAUUCGUUGUCUUCGAGAAGAAGAAAAUAUUGUUGAAAAUGAUAUUGAUCGACUUAGACAAAAAAUCCAUGAAAUACAACAAAAACUUGAACAAUUCACUCAAAAAAAUAUAAAUAAAAGUAUCAUAGUUAACAAUGAUGAAAUUGAUUGGAAUCGACUCAUCUACAUUCGUGAACAACAACAACAAAAUUGUGAGUAUUUAAAACUGAAGUGA
Rotaria sp. Silwood2 is the source of this 573-nucleotide messenger RNA. The record is from the annotation of a GenBank genome assembly. NCBI's taxonomy places the organism in Eukaryota, Metazoa, Rotifera, Eurotatoria, Philodinida, Philodinidae.